Bombyx mandarina (wild silkworm) is the source of this 2496-nucleotide messenger RNA. RefSeq lists its product as uncharacterized. Lineage: Eukaryota; Metazoa; Arthropoda; Insecta; Lepidoptera; Bombycidae. The record is from RefSeq and is a predicted model, not a curated record.
ACAAAAUUGGUAGAACAAAAUGUAAAUAAAAAUGUCGCUCUGAUUAGAAAUGUGUAUUUAAUAAAAAUUCCAGUUAAACCAGCAAAGUAUUAUCGACUAUUAAAUAACAGAGUUAAACAAAGUAUUAUUGAACGCUUUUGUGACUUAAGAAAUGGAUCUAUCAAUAGCAGACCAUAGCGAUUCUGAUUCCGGCGAAAGCUGGACGCUUCUUGAAAAUUCUUCGGCGUGUGGAGAAGAUGCUCCGGUUAUCUUGAAAAAUUUUAAUUCUGAAAGGCAAGCAGUUGACAGCAACACAGACAAAGACGAAGAUACAGAUGGUAUAUCUAUUAUUAGUGAUUGUGAACAAGACACAGCUUUUGAACCCAAUAAUGACCAGCAGCAGUUUUUAUCAGAAUCAGAAUUGAAAGAUUUCACAAAUCAAUAUAUUUCAAUUACACCUAUUUCAACCAAUAGUAGUGAUCAUGAUGAAGCAAAACAUGAAUAUGAUUUUUUAGGUGAUAAUAAUAAGCACAAAACAUACGUUCACAGAAGAAACAAAAGAUUGAGUACUGUUCUAAAUAUUAUAAUGUUGGGUAGUGUCAUUACAGCUGCUGGAGUCGCUAUCGGUCAUAUGUGGGGUGCAAAAAAUGAAUGCUCUACAAACACAAUACCGGUAUCAGUGAACAAAAUUCUAUCUAACCUGUAUAAAUUACAAGAGGAAAAUGCAUAUUUGAGAAAUAAACUAAAAGAAUUAACAGGGACCUUAAAUUUACAAAAAAAACCUCUGUCGAGCAAAUCUGCAAUACAUCACGAACGAUGCCAAAAAGUUUAUGAGGAAUCAUUAAACAAUAGACAUGUUGAAAAAAUUACUAAAUGUGUUGAUGAAUAUUUCAAUACUGGUUUAGAUACACCAAAUAAACCAUCACUACCUGAGUAUGAAAGAGAUUUUUUAAAUGAUAUUAAUAAAUUGAAAAAUGUCUAUAUGCAAAACAAGAGUUGGCUUGAUGAUGAGAUUGCUAAAAGAUUAAAAAAUGAAGCACAAAUGCAUCAGAAAUUUAGGAAAGAAAUAAAGGUGGCAGUUCUGAAUACUGUUAGAGAAGAAUCUGAGCCAAAGUAUGAGAAAAAUGAGAAAAUUGAAAAUAGAAUUACUGAAAAAAAAAUCAAAAAUUAUAAAGGUAAAGAGUCUCAGCUGGAAAAUAAGUUAAGCAAUAGACAAGAAAUAUCUACUCCUCUUUUAACUGAACCAACGCUAGAUAGAAUAUCAUAUGCUGAUUCAUUAAAGCAGUUAAAAAACAUUCAAGGAGCAAUAAAAAAAUCCGAAGAGACAAUUUCAUCAAUCAGUAAAUCCGAUGUGAAGAAUGUUAAAAAGAAGGUUCAAGAAAUAGAUGAAGGACUUAAUAGAAUAACCAGUGAUUAUGAAAUUUUAAAAGAUGACAGGCAUGUUUUUCUAAAAGCAAAAAAGGAACGAAAUAAAUAUGAUCGCCAUAAGUCACACAAAAAACAAAAGAGACAAAAUAAAUAUGAACAAUGGGAAAUGAAAGGUGGAUAUUUGAAAGAUUAUGAUGAAAUUUCUUUAAGUUCACAAGAAAAUGAAAAUUUGAAUUUGAAAUUAGAUCAAUCUACUGACAUAGAUAAAAAAUAUCUGCAACCAACAUCUAGUACUGAUAAAGGUCAUGAUUUAAAUGCUUUUGGAGAACUCAGUGAUACCAAAGUAGUUAUAAAUGAACCGAAAAGUUGUAAAUACAAAGAUAAAAAUAGGACACUGAAAGAAUUGAAGUGGUAUGAGAAAAGGGCAGCCUUUCGAACAGAGGCUAGGAAGAAACUGGAGCAUGAACUAUUUGGAGAAAACAAUGCUAAUAAGGCCAGUUGGUACUUCCGACGUAUGAAUAAACGUGAACAAUGUCGUGCCAAGGAUACAAAUAAUACAAACAGAAAAUUAUAUAAACGACAAAUGAAUUACAAAAACAAAAAAUAAAAACAUACUUGACUGGCAUUGAACUUAUUGGGUAAAACUUUUUUUUUGUUUACCAUAGAAAGGAUGAAAUAAUAAUAUAAUUUUUCCCUUUAAUGUUUGUAAAGUAAUUUUAAAGAAUUACUCUCCACAAAUAUAUAUUUUAAGAAAAAUUGUCAUUUAUCAAAUGGCAUCAUUUGACUAAAAUUUUCCUACAAGUAUUUAAGAGAAUUUUAUUGAUUCUAAUAUUAAUGUUGUUAUUUAAUUAUAUACUUACUCAAUGAUUAGCAAUGUUUUUGAGGACUCCUAACAAUUAUAUAUUGCAAUAACUUGUACCGCCUUUCUGUAAAUUUAGACUGAAGUAAUUUGAUAUUAGGAAGCACAGCUAUUAUAAUUAUUGUUACUACUUAUGUAAAUUAUUUUAAUAGUGACAUUUUAAUAUUCAGAAUAUUUAUGUUGUCUACUUUUUAAUGACCUACUAUUAUUUAAGAUACUUUGCCAGUGAUUUCACAGCCCGUGAUAAAUUAUUUAGUGAUUUAGAAAUAAAAAAUUUGACCAUAUCAAAA